Messenger RNA from Capsaspora owczarzaki ATCC 30864, 312 nucleotides. RefSeq lists its product as hypothetical. The coding region runs from base 1 to 312 and encodes 103 amino acids. The record is from RefSeq and is a predicted model, not a curated record. The transcript has a single exon. NCBI's taxonomy places the organism in Eukaryota, Filasterea, Ministeriida, Capsasporidae.
AUGCGCGUGUCCAUCGUGCACGUCCCAUCUCCAAACCUGCAAACGUACAGAGGCAGUGCGCUUUGUCCCAUGGGUCAGUGCCCCAUCCGUGAUACGGUUUCAACCCCGUGGUUGUCAACUGUUGAUUGGGCCGUUUCCACGCCUCUCAAUUCAUUCGCUGCCACUUUCACGCCUCGUCAACAAUUGUCUCGCAGUACUCCUUCACUCUCUAGCGUCACCCCAUUUGACCACCAUCGAUUCGUUGGUGUGGAUGUGAGAGACUUGGUUGUGUCCGUUCCUGCGGUCGUGAUUAACGGCAAGGUGGGUGGCUGA